Lipotes vexillifer (Yangtze River dolphin) is the source of this 2486-nucleotide messenger RNA. RefSeq names its product DEAD-box helicase 3 X-linked (gene DDX3X). Gene Ontology annotation, molecular function: nucleic acid binding; ATP binding; RNA helicase activity. Bases 94 to 2082 code for a protein of 662 amino acids. The record is from RefSeq and is a predicted model, not a curated record. The transcript is spliced from 17 exons. Lineage: Eukaryota; Metazoa; Chordata; Mammalia; Artiodactyla; Lipotidae.
AGAGCCGCAGUUCUCCCGUGAGAGGGCCUUUGCGGUGAGCCAAACACAUUAGCUCAGCAGCGGAAGACUCCGAGUUCUCGGUACUCUUCAGGGAUGAGUCAUGUGGCGGUGGAAAAUGCGCUCGGGCUGGACCAGCAGUUUGCUGGCCUAGACCUGAACUCUUCUGAUAAUCAGAGUGGAGGAAGUACCGCCAGCAAAGGGCGCUAUAUUCCUCCUCACUUAAGGAACAGAGAAGCUACUAAAGGAUUCUAUGAUAAAGACAGUUCAGGGUGGAGUUCUAGUAAAGAUAAGGAUGCAUACAGCAGUUUUGGUUGCCGUAGUGAUUCAAGAGGGAAGUCUAGUUUCUUCAGUGAUCGUGGAAGUGGAUCAAGGGGAAGGUUUGAUGAUCGUGGACGAGGUGACUAUGACAGCAUUGGCAGCCGUGGUGAAAGAGGUGGCUUUGGAAAAUACGAACGUGGUGGAAAUAGUCGCUGGUGUGACAAAUCAGAUGAAGAUGAUUGGUCAAAACCACUCCCGCCAAGUGAACGCUUGGAACAAGAGCUUUUUUCUGGAGGCAACACCGGGAUUAACUUUGAAAAAUACGAUGACAUUCCAGUUGAGGCAACAGGCAACAACUGUCCUCCACACAUUGAAAGUUUCAGUGAUGUUGAGAUGGGAGAAAUUAUUAUGGGAAACAUUGAGCUUACUCGCUACACUCGUCCAACUCCAGUGCAAAAGCAUGCUAUCCCUAUUAUCAAAGACAAGAGAGACUUGAUGGCUUGUGCCCAAACAGGGUCUGGAAAAACUGCAGCAUUUCUCUUGCCCAUCUUGAGUCAGAUUUAUUCUGAUGGUCCAGGCGAGGCUUUGAGGGCCAUGAAGGAAAAUGGAAGGUAUGGGCGCCGCAAACAAUACCCAAUCUCCUUGGUGUUAGCACCAACUAGAGAAUUGGCUGUACAGAUCUAUGAGGAAGCCAGGAAAUUUUCAUACCGAUCUAGAGUUCGUCCUUGCGUGGUUUAUGGUGGUGCUGAUAUUGGUCAGCAAAUUCGAGACUUAGAACGUGGAUGUCACUUGUUAGUAGCGACUCCAGGACGUCUAGUGGAUAUGAUGGAAAGAGGGAAGAUUGGAUUAGACUUCUGCAAAUACUUGGUGUUAGAUGAAGCUGAUCGGAUGUUGGAUAUGGGGUUUGAGCCUCAAAUACGUAGAAUCGUUGAACAAGAUACUAUGCCACCAAAGGGAGUUCGCCACACUAUGAUGUUUAGUGCUACUUUCCCGAAGGAAAUACAGAUGCUUGCUCGUGAUUUCUUGGAUGAGUAUAUCUUUCUGGCCGUAGGAAGAGUUGGCUCUACCUCUGAGAACAUCACACAGAAAGUAGUCUGGGUGGAAGAGUCAGACAAACGGUCAUUUCUGCUUGACCUUCUAAAUGCAACAGGCAAAGAUUCACUGACCUUAGUGUUUGUGGAGACCAAAAAGGGUGCAGAUUCUCUAGAGGAUUUCUUGUACCAUGAAGGGUAUGCCUGUACGAGUAUCCAUGGAGACCGAUCUCAGAGAGAUAGAGAAGAGGCUCUUCACCAGUUCCGCUCAGGAAAAAGCCCGAUUCUAGUGGCUACAGCAGUAGCAGCAAGAGGACUGGACAUUUCAAAUGUGAAACAUGUUAUCAAUUUUGAUUUGCCCAGUGAUAUUGAAGAAUAUGUACAUCGCAUUGGCCGUACAGGACGUGUAGGAAACCUUGGCCUUGCCACCUCAUUCUUUAAUGAGAGGAAUGUAAAUAUUACCAAGGAUUUGUUGGAUCUUCUUGUUGAAGCUAAACAAGAAGUGCCAUCUUGGUUAGAAAACAUGGCUUAUGAACAUCACUACAAGGGUAGCAGUCGUGGACGAUCCAAAAGUAGUAGAUUCAGUGGAGGAUUUGGUGCCAGAGACUAUCGACAAAGUAGUGGUGCCAGCAGUUCCAGCUUCAGCAGCAGCCGCGCCAGCAGCAGCCGCAGUGGUGGAGGCGGCCAUGGCAGCAGCAGAGGGUUUGGUGGAGGUGGCUAUGGAGGCUUUUACAACAGUGAUGGAUAUGGAGGAAAUUAUAACUCCCAGGGGGUUGACUGGUGGGGUAACUGAACCUGCUUUGCAGUAGGUCACCCUGCCAAACAAGCUAAUAUGGAAACCACAUGUAACUUAGCCAGACUAUACCUUGUGUAGCUUCAAGAACUCGCAGUACAUUACCAGCUGUGAUUCUCCACUGAAAUUUUUUUUUUAAGGGAGCUCAAGGUCACAGGAAGAGUUGAAAGGAACAAUCAGCAGCCCUGUUCAGAAGGUGGUUUGAAGACUUCAUUGCUGUAGUUUGGAUUAACUCCCCUCCCAACCCCCAUCCCAAACUGCAUUUAUAAUUUUGUGACUGAGGAUCAUUUGUUUGUUAAUGUACUGUGCCUUUAACUUUAGACAACUUUUUAUUUUGAUGUCCUGUUGGCUCAGUAAUGCUCAAGAUACCAAUUGUUUUGACAAAAUAAAUUUACUGAACUUGG